UGUAUAUACGAUACAUGCGUGUAAUUUAUCCAGCGAUUUUUAUGGAAAAUGAAGAAAAACGACGAGACCGCCAGCCGUGCCCGGAGGCUCGUACAGAUAGUGCGCCGAUCGUUGAAAAAUGUGACGAUAAAAAUAAAAAGGGGGAGCGCGCAGGUGAAAACGUUGCGGCGACGGCAGCGGCUUCGGUUUCGGCGAGUGUGCGACGGGCGCGCAACAGUGUUCAAAAGCUCUGCGCGCCGACCACAACCCGCAGCGUUGUACGCGCCCGGUCGAGUUGCCCGUUUAAUUUUUCCGCCGUUGGAGAACUUUCGUUUUCGGUAUUUUUCGCCUCGUUUUCCCCCGUUCUGAAAACUUUCGCCAAUCUCCGUCGAUACACCGCAAACUGUGCUCUCGUCCGUACACUCGAGUCGUCGCCGUUGCUCGUUCGCCACCGAAAUUUUAUAUUGUUUCUCACCUCCUCGAACACCCGCGGUCGACUUCUUACACUACGUGUCAUUUUUUUUUUUUUUGUAUCCUCGCGCAUCAGAAUAGAUCGUCGAGUACGUAGUGGUCAGCCGCCACCACGCCAUGGUCUUGUUUUGAAUCAUAUCCAAUCAACAGAAUAACAUAGUAGAAAAAAAAUCUUUGAUUGUCUUACAAACAACAGCGUUCGGCCGAAAAUAAUACAUAAACCGAUUGCCACUGUUUCACCGAAAACCACGGAACCCGUGAUGACAGCUGCCCAACAACAAGGCCUGGACACGACGAUCGCCAUGUCAUCAGAAGAACACGAAGACCACGAGCCGUCUAGUUCGAGAGAUUUGUCAUGCAUUCAAGAUUCUUUACCAGGAAUAGCACACAGAGUUUUCAGAAAGACUGCCCAGAACAACAAGCUGUGUUUAUAUUUAGGCAACAGAGAUGUAGUGGUGUCCAACAGUUCGUCCACAAAAAUACACGGGAUCGUAUUAGUGGAACCAGAUCUAUUGAGGGACACAAAGAAAAAGGUGUUCGGGCAAAUAACAUUAACUUUCCGGUAUGGAAGAGAAGACGAGGAAGUAAUGGGAUUGAAAUUCUGUAACGAAGCAAUCAUGUGUUUAGCGCAAAUUUAUCCACCUCACGAAAAUGCACAACGCGAACAAAAUACACCGUUACAGGAAAUGUUAAUACAAAGACUGGGAGGCAAUGCUCAUGCGUUUUCAAUGGAAAUAACUCAUUUAGCUCCACCUAGCGUUCAAUUAGUUCCUGCCAAAGAAUACAACGGCGCUCCAAUAGGAACUAGUUACGAUAUACGAGUAUAUAUAGCCGAAAGGGCAGACGAGAAGCUACAGAGAAAAAAUAUUGUAAAAAUGGGUAUCAAAGUAGUGCAAAUGGCUUCAGCGCCACCACCGCCCACACCAACACCCAGAUCAGAGCAGCCAAAAGGAUGGCGUCAAAGAGGACCACAAGCUACUUCAGAGAAACCAUUUUUACUUAGCGAUGGUAAAGUUACCUUAGAGGCAAACCUAGACAAAGCUAUUUAUACACACGGUGAUCCAAUUCACGUUAACAUCAGUGUGAAGAACACAAGUAAAAAAGCUGUCAGACGAAUAAAGGUGUUCAUCGUACAGCACGUCGACGUAUGCAUGUUCAGCAACGGUAAAUUUAAGAACACAGUGGCAUCAGAUGAAUGUGCCGACGUACCAAUACCCGGCAAUGGUGGUUCACUCGAAAAGGAAUACCUGCUGCACCCUAUCAAGGCGAGAACCAAAAACUGGAUCGCACUAGAGGACUCACUGGGGUCUGCCGUGAACAAGUCAGACGGCACGUUGUCCAGCACUGUGGUAUGCGUGUCGCCAGAAGACAGAAACGUGUUCGCAAUUUAUGUCACAUAUUACGUAAAAGUCAAGCUUUUAAUAGGCGCCAUGGGCGGUCAGAUGUCACUCAAAUUACCAUUUACUUUGAUGCACACGCCUUCAAACACUUAUCCAGCAGAAUGCAAGGAUGCUUCGUGUACGUCGUUGGGACCCUGUCUAAUGGUGGACAGUAAAGAAGCAGCCAUGACAUCAGAGGAACAGUGUACCAAUAACUUAGCACUCUGAGGAUUAAUCGAAUCGGCCGAUAAUCGAGAUAUUCGUUCGACACCAACAACAACCACGGCCGAUCAAAAUGCCGAAGAUCAUCAUGAAGACAACCGUUUUAAAUUUAAAAGAAUUUUAUGUUGUUUCAACAACAGAUAGUGUUAGGGGGACCAACUAAAAAAAAGUUUUAUUGUUAUUUUUUAUACUAAAUAAAAUAGAUUGUAUAUAGGUAAUAGGUACCUCUAUUCGAUUAAUCAAAAACUAUGAUUGUAUAAUAGUUAAAAAUGUAAUUAGCAAAUAAUAUAAAACUUAUCAAAUUCAAUAUUAGCCCAAAAUAAUUUACAGUUUUUAGGAUAUUAUGUUUUCUUCAUUAUAAUGUCUGAGGUUGUUAAUUUGAAUAAUAAAAUCUCUUAAAACUAAAGAAAAUUUUACCACAACCAGGCUGAUUUCUUGCAGGGUAGAGCAUUUUUACGAUUUAAAACUGUACAGUAUUAUUCUAGAAAAGUCGUAUUCUAAAAUCCAAUGGAGCUCAAUAAUCUACUUAAUGCUUCUAUUAAAAAGUUGUGUUCAACAUAUACAAAUAAGCACAGCCUAAAAUAACCAAUUCAAAAUGGAAAACACUAAAUACACUUUUAAGCUUAUAAUAAUUUCAGUUUGAUUGUAUACAUUAAUUGAGUUUCACUUAUGUAGAUUGAUGUUUUGUUUGCAAAUUAAAUCAAAUACAUUACUUGUGUUCAUAAAAAAAGUUCAUUCUAUAAGAAGUUAUGAGUUGAUUAUUGAAUAAUAACAUAAUAUAAUAAGAAAAAUGUCAUUGACUAUAUUAUACCAUUUUUCUACAAAAAAAUUUAAAUAGGUACAGAUAAUAUGAGAUAUUAACACAACAAUAAUUACCACCAAUUUAUAUAAAUUAAGAAUUCAGAAAAUUAAAAUUUAGAAAAUUGUUUAAAUAAAUAUAUAUUUAUCUGUAAUGUCUCUCAAUACCAGAAAAAUUGUAUAUGCUUUAAUAUAAGAUCAUUUAACAGAAAUUAUAAAAACAUGUUAACCAUGAAAGUAUCAUGUAUCAAAGUAAAAACUUUAAACACAAUUGUUAAUAAUAUAAUUCAUAAAAAAUACUAUAUUAUAUUAAUUUGGCUGGAUAAUAUUUUUGAUCUAUUUUUACCACAGUACUAAUUUUAUAAAAAAUUAUCAACAAUUUAACUAAAAGCCAUUUUAUUUAUUUAAAGCCAUAAUUGCAAUUAGGAAAUUAAAAAUUCCAUUCUCCAUCUGUCAAUUAGUUUAAGUACUACUAAACAACAUUAUAUUAAUAUUAUUUUAAUCUAACUAUAAAUAUACCACAUACAUAAAUCACAAUGUAUCGGGUGAUUCACCAAGCAACUCAUUCCCUUUUUUUCUUCAAUAAUGCAGUUAUUCAAAAUCUGAGUUUGAUAAUUUUUAAAUAAAGACCAUAUUUAUUUUCAAAUUCUUUACAUUUUUUUGUACUACUUAUGACGUUGAAAGAAACAAAGGGGUGAGAAUGCUUUGGAAUCAUCAUGUAUAAGAACAGUUAAUCAAAACAAGAUAUACUUUAAAAUACCUAAAUAUUAGGUUAAUAAAUACUCGGCUUAUAAUUAUUUAAGUUUAACUCCUAGAGAUACAUUUAAGUUAUGCCUUUUAAUUACUUUUAAUUAUUUUAAAUACAAAUUUUCAGACUUCAGAACUUUCAAAACAUAUUUUCAAACAAAUAAUCUACUAGGUUUAUGUUAAUACUAUGCUAAGGAACUCAUACAAUCAAAUAAAGCAUUGUGACAUUUUGUGAAGUUUAAUACAUGGCUAAGAAUUUAGUUGAUUAGAAUAUGUAUGGAGACAUUUUGGGGAAAAUUAAAUUUUUUUUUGCCAAAUUAAUUUUAUAUUUUGUUAUGAAAAUGUUGUUACUGCGAUCAUUAAUUAGGGGAGCUAAUCUUGUAUACCUGGAAAUGAUUAUUUAACAUUUUGAGGAAUACAUUAUAUAUUUCUCUUCAUAAAUUGUUUAUAAUGUAGCUAAUAUGAAACAUUUUAUUGUCAAAUUAUUUAGUGAUUGUAAUUAUAGCUGUAAGUAUUCAAUAAAAAUGAAUUAUAAUUUCAACAGUAAAAUGAUUGAUAUAAUAACUAAUACAAGUAUAACCUUAAAGGUAUUAAAUGAGAAUUUAAUUAAAAUUUAGAUUUACAACCUCAAAAUGAUUUCAACAUUAAUUAUUAGGUAAAUUGUUACCAAACUGUAAAUAAAUUGAACUGGCGAUGCUUAAUCAUUGUUGAAAUUAGAUGUGUUGUAAUUAUUGUAAAGCCUAAGAUUGUCAGGUUUAAAAGUUAAUAAAUGUUGUGUUAAAAUGUCUAAACAACUAAAUUGUUACUAUGAAAGUAUUUUAGGUUAACUUAUACAUAAGUUUACAAAUACCUAAAUACAUUUUACGAUAGUUUUAUAUAAUCAUCAAGUUUUUUAAAAUGUAUCAAUUUAACUUUUUAAGCCAAUGUACAUAUCAGAAUAUUUUAUAAAUGCUAUGUAAGUACUAAGUGUUUAUUUUUAAUGGCAUAAUCAAAAGGUCAAGUCUCACAUGUUGCGAUUAAAUAUUUAAAAAAUAGUGAGUAGGUAUAAAUUAUUAUAGUGAAAAACUAUAAGGUUUGUACUACAUUGAUAUUUCUUAUAAAAAAAAUUAUUUUUAUCAUAAAAUUCUUUACAGCAAACUUAAUGAAUUAUCUUAAACACAUUUCUUGUUUUUCCAACAAACAAAUAAUUAGUUAUAUUAAUCACAACAUUUAAUAAGAUAAUAACAAAACUAAAAAAUCUUUUGAUUUAAAAAUUAUUUAAUAUUGUUCAAAUGGUACAUGUACUGAAGAGACUAGACCUUUUAAAAUGUAUACAUUAAAUUUGUUUAUAUAUAUUAUAUAAUUGUGUUUAAAUAUAAAAGAUUUUUACACGCACUUAUAAAAUAAUAUUUUGUUCUUUCUUUUGCAAUAUCUUUUAAAUCAUUUAAUCAAGACAUCAUGUUCCUAAUUGUUAGAUUAAUUAUUAAUUAUUAAAAUGUAUAGGUUUUGUAAGAUCCUGAGUAGAUAUUGAUGUAACCAAAACAACUGUAAAAACUGGGUAUGUGAGGUUUGCAUUUUGUAAAUGACUUUGGAUUUGGACAUACCCAAAUCUCACUCUAUGACUUAAGAAAUCAAACCUAAGAAAGGCCCUGAAUUGAAGAAAUAAAAAUUAUACUGUAAUUAAUUAUUUGUUACAGUCUUGAUAACUAUCAAUAUUUUUAAAAACCUCAACAAAACAUAGUUUUUGAAUUUGUUGUCAAGUCUACUAGUAGUCAACUUUCCCACAUUUUUGAUAUUAUCUCCCAAAUUCCUAAAAAAAAGAGAACCUAUUUAAAAAUUGUCGUAUUUCAAUUUUUGGAGAAGUUAAAAUCAAAAAAUCAAAAAUGAGGGAAAGUCAAUUUCAAGUAGACUUGACAACAAAUUCAAAUCUGUUUUUAGAAUUCUUAUCAAUUAGUAUGUUUGGCAAAGAACAGUCUAAAAUACUAUGACGUGCGUGUGUUAGACAAAAACAGAAUUCACGGUAUCAAAUCCUAUUUAGCUACUAAGACAUCACUAAACAAUGACUAUCUACUUCCCGAUAUUAAAAUAAAUUCUUCAUAAGAAACUAUAUAGCAAGAAAUAAAUAAUAUAAUAUCUGAACUAUAAAAAGUUAAAAGUUGAUGUUUUAACUGUCUUGAA
Messenger RNA from Metopolophium dirhodum (rose-grain aphid), 5753 nucleotides. RefSeq names its product arrestin homolog. Lineage: Eukaryota; Metazoa; Arthropoda; Insecta; Hemiptera; Aphididae. The record is from RefSeq and is a predicted model, not a curated record. Gene Ontology annotation, biological process: G protein-coupled receptor internalization; signal transduction. The coding region runs from base 711 to 2057 and encodes 448 amino acids. Gene Ontology annotation, molecular function: G protein-coupled receptor binding. Gene Ontology annotation, cellular component: cytoplasm. The transcript is spliced from 9 exons.